This is a messenger RNA of Hypoxylon trugodes, 1356 nucleotides long. RefSeq lists its product as uncharacterized. Bases 239 to 1309 code for a protein of 356 amino acids. The record is from RefSeq and is a predicted model, not a curated record. The transcript is spliced from 2 exons. Gene Ontology annotation, cellular component: plasma membrane. Lineage: Eukaryota; Fungi; Ascomycota; Sordariomycetes; Xylariales; Hypoxylaceae.
GCGGUUCGACCAAUGAUAGAUUCUGUAUCGCAUCCUAGGGAUGUUUGGAAUUUCUCCAACUGCGUAAGAGUAAGUCCUACCAGUUAGUCAGUAAGUCUUGGUUCUUAGUGAUGCCGUUAUUUAAAAAGUUUUACGAGGAACCGAAUCAAACAAUUAUGGACUACCCGUCUGUCAGCGGUGGGAAUAUCUUCCUUUUUUUUCCUUUGCAGACGGUUAUACGUAAUCAAAGUUUGACGUCAUGGCGCCGCGGUUUCUCCCCUGGAUCUUUGCGGUUGUGUACUCGCUACUCUCGCUUGUUUUCGUUCUCAUAAUAAUCCUUUCCGGAAUAGAUGGACAUGUGUUGGUCGAGUAUUUGACGAUUAAUACCAAAAACCUCGACAUGCCAGCAGAUGUGACCAAUUCGGAUCUUUUACGGGUCUUGACGGAAUUAACCGGCCAGAGCUUCGAUGCCUCGGGUACGAAUGCGAAGAGCUUCGGGCUUUCGGACAAGUACUACCUUAAUAUCCUGACGGCGUGUGCGCGGGACGGCUAUCAGAGCGCGACUUGCGGAGCUCCUAAGAUCGGCUUGAACUUCGAGCCUGGUACGAUAUUCACCAACGAGCUUACAACCUACCGGAAUGUCUCGAUGUUCGUCGCUAUCGGAUAUAUCGUCGCGGCGGGUUUAAGCGGCUUGUCCUUCAUCUUCACGAUCCUAUCCCGAUGUUCAUCGAGAAUAAUCGUCGCCAGUCAGUUGACCUCUGGUAUCGCUUUCCUCCUCCUACUCGCAACGGGUAUCGCCUCCGCCGUCGAAUUUACGAAGUUAAGAGACCUCUUCGAGCGUGUUCUAGGAGGAUCGGGACUUAAGACGUCAGUGAGCGCCAGGAUAUUCGGACUCACAUUCGGUGCAGCCUUUAUGACUUUAGCGGCACUACUCCUAGCUAUAUCAAUAUCAAGGAGUUCGCGACCCCUACAACGGUACGGCGACUUCAACGACCAAGGCCGUUCUCUGGGCAAUAUCGCAAACGAACCGGCGCCAGUACCACAACCAGGUUUCAUUAGGCGGAUGACGACUUGGAAUCGUCAGAAAUACAUGGAAGUCGAGAGGCAGCGGCCGAUAUUUCACAAGGACAGUCAUCAUGAUGAUGAUAGGGAGGGGCUGAUCGCGACGGUGGAGAAUGACUUUUCGCAUGAGUAUCCGAAUGAUAUCGCCAUGGGACCUAUGCAGGAUCACAAGGGUCCUAGUAGGGACCCGAGCGCUGCCUACGAUCCGUAUGCCAGCACGGAAUAUACGCCUCAGGUGGCUACGCCGUCUAAUCCAUACAGGGCUUAAUGAUAUUAUGAUACCCUUUAGCGAUCCGUUAAACCCGAUGAUAUCGG